GCCAGUUUCAAAAUAACUUACGAGCUCGCCAGGCACCUGACUCAGCGACGCGUCGAAAUGCGCGCUUUGGCCGGCCGCGCUGGCAGGCCGUGAUCGGCGCGCGAGUGUUGUGCGAGUGUGUGCUCAGCCGGCCGUGCAAGCGAUUCGCCCGCGCACCAUGGGUCCCGGCGCCUGAAGCGGGGUACCACGCGAGCUUGACCAGCGGCCAGUGCCCGCUGCUCCAGCCGCCCGCAAACGCGCACGCCCAGCGCGCGCGCGCGCGCGCGCGGCAGCGCUUUUAUUCGGUGCUGCGACCUCGCGGCGACGCCGAGAGCUACUCAGUGCGCCAUGCUAGCCGCCCUGGCCGGGUUGUGGCUCUGUGGCGUCUGGUCGGGUUUCGGAUCCGCGGCCCUGACCAGCAAUGAAGUCACCGACAACCUGCUUGUGGAUACACUCGGGCUCAGCGGCAUUGAACCGCGGUACCUGGUGCUGGCGCCCCGGGUGGUUCGUCCCAACCAGGUGUACCGGGUGACAGUGACGCUGCUGUCGGCGAACGCGGCGCACACAGUGCGCGCUUCGCUGCAGCGCGAGUCCGAGGAGGUGGCCAGUGCCAAGGAACUCGUCGCCUCCGGGGAGACCGCCGUCCUGCUCAUGAAGAUUCCACAGAACGCCAAGCCGGGCAAAUAUCAGAUGCGCGUCGAAGGUAACGUCAACGGCGUUCUGGGUGGCACCGGUUUCCUUCAAGAACAAGACGUUGAAUUCCAAGCCCAAUUUCUCACCAUCCUCAUCCAGACGAACCAGUUCGUCUACAACUUCGAGCAGUCCAUUAAGGCCAGAAUUGUUCUCCUUACAACCGAACUGAAGCCAUAUGCGGAGCCGGUGGAUGUCUACCUCACGGAUUCUCGAGGAAUUGUGAUGAAGCGGUGGCUUUCUCAGUACCCAUACCUUGGAUUUAUCAAAAUCAACUUCGACCUUCCGUACGACUACGCGGUGGGCUGGUGGAGCCUCAAGGUAGUGGUGCUGAGCCAGGUGGAGGAACGCAAGAUCCUGCUCGAGCGCUGGUUCACCGAGCGCUACGACGUGUACGUAAACGUGGCGCCGUUUGUGCUGGAUACGGACGAAUAUUUCGAGGGCGAUGUAUCGGCGAACUACACUACCGUGGCGCCAGUGUUCGGCAACGCCACCAUCCGCGCCUACGUGCGCCCCACCUUGGUGCAGGACUACGAUCCGGGAAUCCAGGUCGUCGAGCCAUACCUCGAGGAAUACGUGCACGAUUUCCGGAUGGGCUACCAGUUCAAGUUCCCCAUGUCCGAACUUCGCGAUCUUGCAUCGCCCCACCCACUGGACAAAUGUGAGAUCGAAAUAAAGGCUGCUGUGGGCGAACGUUUCCUGGACGUCAUCGUCGACGGGUAUGCGCGAUCCCGCGUCAUCAACUCGUCACUCAGCCUAAAGAUUCUCGGUGUGAAGCCACUUGUCUUCAAGCCCGGAAUGGUGUUCUCCGUAUACAUCGCCGUGACGUACCACGACUUGGUCAAGCUGCCGGAGGAGAAACUGGCCAACUCUAACAUCUCGGUCAGUUUUACAACACAGGGUGGUGGUCGGGGUAUAGAGGAAGUCCAGAAGCAGCCCGACGAGAAAGGCAUGGCCAUCAUCGAUGUGGAACCGCCCGACGGCGCCGAGCGCAUCGUAAUCAGGGCGAGAUAUCAUGAUAAAGAAGACACAGUGGAUACAGAAGCACUUGCAGUGGCUCAGCAUUCGCCGAAAAAGAAGUACAUACAGAUAACUACGAGCACGACGAAUGGUAUUGCUGGCCAGUACGCCAUAUUCCACGUGCGCACCAACUUUUACAUCAAGUUCUUCCACUAUUUGGUGAUUUCCAAGGGAACGGUGCUCCAAUCUGGAGUGCAGAAAGCCUACGGCCUGGUCCAGACGAUAACCGCAUUCAGCAUUCCCUUGUCACCCGAGAUGGCACCGGCUGUGAAAGUGAUGGUCUACCAGAUAUCCAGCAACGGCGAUCUCACUGCUGACGCCAUCAUAGUUCCUGUCCAGGGUAUCAACCGAGGAAACUUCUACAUGUGGAAGAACUUGAAGCAAGACCGAUCUAACAACUUGAUUGAGUUGGUUCCCACGUAUUCUCCGGAAACUGUUGCUGGUCUGAAUGGACUGGAUAGCGACUUGGUGGCUGUGCAAGGGAAGAACGACUUGACACUCACGUCGGUAAUCGAGACCCUGUACCACAUGGAGGACCACUGGGGAAGCCACGUGCGCGCCGUGUGGCGGGACCGCGACGGGAAACCCGACAAGGCGGAAUACUACGUCACGCAAAACUUCGCUCCAGACGUGAACAAGACGUUCGCGUUCGCAGGGCUCAUUGUGGCUACAAACCUGAAUGUCACGACUCUUCAGGACUUGUGCAACGAGACUGCUGGGUUCCUUCCCUGCGUGAACGGCGAAUGCUAUCCUAAGAGUGGACGCUGCAAUGGAUACAAGGACUGCUACGAUGGAACUGACGAGGGAAACUGUGAAAAGGACGACUUAGAAGAUCAAAGUUUGUUCGAGUUUUUCUUGUACAGAACAAAUCGUUUUAACAACUUCUUCGACGCUACAGGAGGCAAUUUCGCCUGGCAUCAUGCAAUUACCGGGUCCUUAAAGGACAUAUACAUGCCAUGUCUUGUCCCUAAGGGUCCAACGUUGUACAUGUUCAAUGCUAUUGCUGUUAGCAGACUGCACGGCUUUGCCAUCCUUAAUGAGCCGAUAUACCACAACAGCUUACGGCCUUUCUACAUGACGUACGAGGCACCUACAGAGGCUGUCAUUGGAGAGCAAAUUGGCAUACGUGUGGUCCUCUUCAAUUACCAGAACUACUUGGUUCAAGCUGAACUUCGAGUGCUUGGAUCUGAAGACUACCGGUUUGUGCAAGUCGGACCUUUGGGUCGAGUCGGCUCGUACAGCCCCGUCACCACCAAGGGUGAAAUGCAGCAUGUGGUUUACAUCCAGCCUUUCAACCACAUCACCAUACACGUUCCGAUUGUGUCAGUGAAGAUUGGACAGGUUGAUGUGGGCAUUGUGGCCAAGACACAAAUAGCCCACGAAGAGGAUACUAUUACCAUCAACUUUCUCCCCGACGGCGUGCCACUGCGUAUGCACACGUCCCUGCUGAUGGACCUAAGAGCGCAGGCGUACAACAUCAAGUUCCUCGAUCUCAAUGUUACCGAGGACCCUAUCAUCCCCUUUGAGAGCCAGUAUCGGCGCUACCUCUUCGGAUCACCUGCCGCGCACGUAUCGGUCAUAGGAGACAUUGUCGGAACACCCCUAGACGGAGACGUGGAACCAGAGGAAUUCGGAUUCUCAGUGGCCACGAAAUCGGGCGAGCAUGCCAUGUUCAGUUUCGCCUAUCAAGUUAUCCGACUCACUUAUUUGCGUCUCACUGACCAGCUGACCCGUGACAUCGCAAAGCCUAUCUUCGAGAAACUGAACAAAGCCUACGUUUAUCAGAGUUCCUACUUCAAGAACGGUGCGUUCACCAUGUUCAAGAAGGAGCCCAGUGUUUGGCUGACAGCCUUCAGCUUGCGGAUGUACAUGCUGGCAGUGUUCCCGGAUUGGGAGCACGACAUCUACAUAGACCCGCGGCUCAUCACGCAAGGGGUCCACUUCCUGCUCAAGCACCAGGAUACCAACGGCGCUUUUUACGAAACCACACGGUACCCGUGGAACCGCAGGAUGAGAUCAGAGGCGCACAACAAGGACAAGAACAUCACCUUGACCGCCCAAGUUGUUCUCACUCUCUCAAAGAUUUCCGAUCUCACUGGAGGAACUCGUGAGCGGGCCAAUACAGCCAAGCGAGACGCAGUGCGCUAUCUGGAGACACAACUGGCUCAAGUGAGAGACCCGUACACCGUAGCCCUGACAACGUACGCCCUCUUCGAGGCUGGUUCCAGCGAAGCGCAGUUCGGCUACAACCUGCUCCACUCCUUGAAGAGAGACGCCGAGGGAGCCAUCUACUGGAGCAGCGUGCCCAUUCCGCCACCCGUGAUCGUGAUCCAGAGCCAGCGGCCGUACCUGAUUCCCCGGAUGCCGCACCCGGAGGACUCGUCUGCCGUAGAGGCCACGGCGUACGCCUUGCAAUCCUACCUCAAGCAGGGUGGCGUCUUCCAGGAUCAGAUUGUCCGCUGGCUGAACCGGAUGCGUUCCACCGACUACGGCUUCAUCGGCACGCAGGACACGCUCGCGGCUCUGGAGGCCCUGACGCAGUACUCAUUCCGAACGCAUGUCCGAGGCAUUACAGAGAUGAAAGUAACCGUGGAAUCUUCAUCAAACCCAGGAUAUCCCAGCACGUUGCGGAUAUCCAAAGACGACUUGGCGCGCAGAAAAGUAUUCGAUGUCCAACCCAAUGUUUGGGGUCACUGUGAUGUUCUGGCUCAGGGAUCGGGCCUGUCCCUGAUACAACUAGACGUGACUUACAACGUCGAUCGUGACUUCUUGUUAGUUCCUCCUGCCUACGAGGCUUUUGACUUGACGUUGGAGCCGAGGUUUUCGGGGAGGAACAGGUCACACAUCAACAUCCGCAGCUGUGUAAGGUGGACAUUGACCAACAUGAGUGCGGAGAGUGGAGCAGCUGUACUGGAGUUAGUCAUUCCUACGGGUUACGCUAACUACAGGCCGCAUUUGGACAACUACGUCAAGUCGGGCGAAGUCCCCCGACUAAGCAUGGCCAAAGUGCUUCCCAGGACUGCAGUUUUUAUGUUUGAACACCUUACAAGUGAAUGGACCUGCGUCAACUUCCUCAUCCAGCGGUGGUAUCCUGUUGCUAACUCGACGCGGUACCUGAAAGCCAAGGUGUACGAGUACAAUUUUCCAGAAAACUACAAGGAGAAAAUAUGGGAAAACUACGACCUCUACGUGCUGAGCAUCUGCGAAGUGUGUGGUUCCUACCAGUGCCCAUACUGCCCGCACUUCAGCGGUGCCAGCGUUCCCGCACUGAGCUGGACACUGCUAAUCGUGGCUGUGGUUCUCCUGGGCCAGGAACUUUGCUGCGCUAGAAGGAACUGCUGAUGAGUGUGUGAAUCUCCACAAUGCGUGCGUGUAAGCGAGAGUGAUUGCAGCACCGUCUUAAGACCUGGACUUAGUACACGCAUGGUGUACUGCGGCGAAUUUUAUUUUAAAGCAUACAUUUGUUCGGCGUGGUUUGACUGGGUGGACGCGGAAGGUGGUGAGCGUGUUCGAAACGGCGCCAAUCGUUGAGCGCUAAGGCACUGGCGUUUGGCGCACUUUCUGCGCAAAAGGUAGGCGGCGCAUUGGUUGUUCCGAAUGUUUGUGGCUUAACAAGUACUGCUUUGUUGCUUGAGGAUGCGCCUGGCUACAUAACACUGUAAAUUAAUUGAACCUCGGUGCGAUAUUUUCAAGCACGGAAAGCUUGUCGCGUACCGCGAAUGGUAACUCACGUGAAGAAGACAAAAUACAGUGCCAUGUGAUAUUAAUUAUAGCUUACAUGUACAAACGGUGCAGCGAAAUAUGUUACACACAAUUGUUUCAGAAGACAAGUUACAGCACCCACUUGUGGGCUCAUUCAAAUUUUGUCAUGGAGAUAUUUUUACACGUUUCUUUUAGCGCACGGCAUGAAGCGAUACUUUUCAGCUAGCGUCACAGUGCAUACUGAGGUAGACGUCGUUCAUAGAGUUGUCAUUAAGACAUUAACAUUUUUCAGCGUUAACUCACAAAUCAGUGGUCAGAUAACGUGUAAUAAGCUGAAAAGUUGAAGAUGCUUUAAGUGGUUAUAUAACCUAGAGAAGAAAACAGUCGGCUUCAUAAUAUCGCAUGCAUUCCAAUGCGAAUGUAUUGUCUUAAGAGCCGUAUGACGUGUUUUUUUUUUUAAAUUACUAUUGCAAGCAUCAUGUAUGAAAGCAUAUAGAACCCACUUAUCACGCUCACAAUACAGCAUCUUUGUAACGAGCCCGAUACUAACAAGGAGUGUGGGCAUAACGAUGAUAAUGCAAGAGAGUUAUUUCUACACAACUUAUAAUGUCGAUAACACAUCAAUGUACAAAAGUGCCCGAAAGGUCCUGUAUUUGAAAUGUAGUUCGUAGGCUACCUAACGCGAGUACUGGCUAAUCGUGGUGGUGAGCAUGUUAUUAGCUAAAGCAGUUGGCAAAAAGAGUCCUCAAGAAGGAAGAGCUUCGUGAAUUCGAACCGAUAGAGCAAACACUAACGGUGAUAAGCGAAACACUAGUAGUUCACGUCAAGUAUGCUAUUGCGUGACGUGCACGGUGCCAGCUGAUUAGCAUCAGUGAGUGAGACUUGCGCGUUGAUAUUUUCUGCCGAUCUUGGUGCACAAGCGCGUGAGCCCUGGUUUACAUAAUCAUUAGCGUGCAACAGCUGUUUGCAAGAACAGACUCCGUCCUACUGCUAAUGACCUAUACUAUUUGAUGUUACAGUAUUAGCAAAUGUGUAUUGUAAUAUCUAGGCUAAUACUGCAACGUGUAAAAUAUGGUAAUAGUGUGAUACGGUAAAGAAACGAGGUCUUUAGGUCUGAAAAAAAUUAAUCGAAUUCAGGUGUGCACGACCACAAUGUGGCGUGAAAGAAGGCAGAUAAUGACCAUUAGUUAUUGACCCUGUCAAUAGGUCAAUAGCGCGUGCUCAUUUCAUCAAUAGGUGGCAUGCGUGAUGAGCAUGCCAUCUAUCAUGCUAUUUGGGGUUAUUUUUAUCGCUGUGCCACGAGAUGACAGCCUCAUUACUAAUUUGUGCUGCUGGCCAUUCCUCGCAAAACAACGUGGACAGCCUUCAUUGCUUUCAAACUUAAUGUAUAGCGGAGUGUGCGAGUUCUGCAAAGCGUGACCUACAUACACAAAGAGCCCUGGUGGAUACAUGAGAAAAGUAGAGUAUAUCGCUGAAUGACUGAUGGACGUUGAGCGCUAAAUUGUGCGGGCCACGCGAAUAGCUGCUGGCGGAUAUGCUGCAAGACACCAGAGCAAAAACGUGUCGACUGUUGUAAAAAGCCUAACGAAGAGAUAUCGAUCAUGAAGACUGAAUCGUACUAACAGAGUGGCCGGCUGUGGCCUGUACGCCAGCAUCCGUAGGUACUACGUCGCGGUAGCGGCUAGGUUUCGCAUAUGCUUGUCGUAUAGCGCAUCUAGUAUAUGCGGCAUGACCAUGCGUGAUCUCAUUUCGGCGUCAGCCUGAGCUUUUCUUGUGAAAGAUGGGGCCAAAUCUUCCGACUGAACACUCCAGACAAGUGUGAUUCAGACUGUACGGACUUUGUAUUGAAAAAACUCUGGCAGUCGAAGCAUCGAUGUCAUUUGUAACAAAGUUUAAAUAACUGGUUUCGCAUCUAGGUCAGCAACCUUCAGGAACUUUAUUUUUUUUCUUGUGCAGCCUGGUUUAUAGGUUUAGUGAUUUCAAAUAAACAAGCGAAUAUUACUUAUGUUGAACGCUUAUUGCUGCUCUUGAACUUCAUCAUCCUUUAUUAAGCGGAAAGACUGUGAUGCCUUUGUUGAAUACUUAGCUAAAAAUAUUCGAGUGAAAUACAGGGUUCGUAACAUGUCAGGCAUUUCGAAUGUGUAACAGCCCGUGUCUAGCAAUUCUUAAUUUAUAACUUAAGUCAUGUUUCUCCUUAAAUGUCCUGGAAAUUUACUUGCUUAGAGACGUAGCAGCGCAAGGCGCAGGUACAAACUUGGUGUCGUCUUUUCCUCUACAGCAAAAGAGCAGAACGUUUGCCCCACUUGCUUGAAACCUGUUAGCCACAUACAAAUCAAAUGCGCACUAUUUAAACUGUAUAGUUAAACUAGUAGUACUUGUCCCGUACUAGUAUUAUAGAAACUAAUAUACAGACGAACUCGCAGCACCGCGUGAGCUGAUCAUAUUCAAACAGUACAAGGUAAUAAUUCAAACGUGCCACACCACGGCGUCACUGUCAGGUUGUGAUCUAGCCUCUGGCCGGGCUGUUUAGCGUGAUGAAAAAAAAAAAGAAAAAAACGCGAUGACAUUGCGGAUGGCAUUGUGUAUGAGCCUAUUGAUGCGUGUGUCUUUUGGUUGUGCAUAGCAUAAAUAUUAAUAGUCCAAUAUGCGAAACUGCUCAUACGCAAUAUCGCUUCGUGAACUGGCUGGUUCCCGAGCUAUCGCGUGGUUGGUGGGCGUCGGCUAACACCGAAUCGAUCUCACGUAGCUUCGUGAACCGUGCCUCAAAUUCUCAGGCUGUUUCGUUUGGCUUUGUGUUGUUGUUAUCUUUGGGGCAGUAAUUGUUAAUUAGCAUUAGCCACCACUGUUAGUUAUUUCCUUGUCCAAGAUGACUAAUGGACUGCGUUUAUUUAAGUUAUUCCUCAUACGUAUGCAAAGAGCUUUACGCAGUGCAUACAUAAAACCUGUAACAUUACGCAGAAGUGGUAAAUCUUCAUUGUUUGUCUAUACGGCGUAAAAUAGAAGAAAGAAAACAAGUUGCCUUGCCUGAUGCGGUGCCCAAUCUGUAUCAUAAUAAAUGCGCUAGUAAAUAAACAGUGCGUUUUUUUAGUACGUCAAAUGCGACCGCAGCAAUGAUAUGGCUGGCGCGCUCAUUGUUAGCGAAUGUCACACACGAGGUGCUAAUGAUAGCCCAAAACACUAAAGGUUGAACCUGCGUGCAACGUGGGAAUCCAGAAGAUGAAUUUAGUGCAAUUUAUGUGCCUUGCCGCAAAGCUAUUUUCUUGUUAUUGUUUGGUCCGGUGACUUUUUUGUGAAUGUUUUAUCACAUUUGCUGAGUGAAAUCAGCUACGAGGAGACUAAAGUGUACAAAUAUUUGCAGUUACCCUGCACAAUGAAUACUGAGUGGUUUAAAAAAAAAUAUGUACGCGUAAGGACAAGUACAAUGAAAAACAAAAAAGUGUAUUCGUAAAGAAAGGGGGAGCGGGAAGGCUGCUCGCCUCUUCGCAAAGGCGUAAAGCAUAUAUCGCGGGACAGCUAUAGUGCUAUAGGCACCGCUGUCGAAAUGCAUCACAGACGUACACCUGUACGAUAAACGUGUGGUUUAGACAGCAAUAAAUCGAAAGUAGACACUGGCGAAAAUGCACAGUGGACUUUUAUGAAUGACCGCAUUUUUUGCGCAUGAGACGGUCUUAUGAAUCUAACAAAAACAAAGAUGAAAACGUCACUUCAAAUGCCCCCUCAGUAUUUCGUUGCGUACAGGAAGUUUCAGAUAUUUGCACACUCUUGCCUGUUUGUACACAUAUUGUGCAGUGUAAAGAAUAAUGUGUGUCGGUGUAUGGUGUUUUGCAUUUUAUUUUACGGCAAUUUCUUGGAGUGAGUGCGGACUUUGAACACGGUUGGUGUUUUGCCAUUUUGUCAUGCAGCAUUACAUCAGAUUAUCGUUGUUUAGAACGAGGGAGAGCGCGAAGUAGUCGUACAUAGUGAUGGCCAUACUACGUCUUAACGUCGUGCAAAUUGCAUAGCUUAACAGCACACAAAUUUGUGACUGAAGCUCAUGCGAGCAAAUAUUAUUUCUGAUGGAGAAAAUAAUAUGCCCAAAUAUGCAGCCCAGAGAUUAGGCGAAAACAGAAGAGCGGGUAAUUAAGCUCCAGACCUCGCCAUACGUCCCAAAUCUUUUAAUUAACUCACAACUGCAAAAUUUAUUCUCUGGGUAACUUAAAGUGGAGCCUUCGUCCACUGGUGCGAGUGUUGAAGCGGGUGUUAGUCCAGAUGCCAAUGCAUAGACUCUCCGAAGAAAAAUUUCAGUUCAAAGCAUACUGCCUGACCUUCGGUUAUUGUUUUACUUUAGUUAGCCACUGUGUUGUAUUCUGGUUUCAGUCAAAUGAGACUAACUAUCAUUUGUUUUGUGCGCUGCCCAUGUUCACUGCAUGUGCAUUAGAGAACUUUAUUUGUCUCUAUAGAUUAUGUAUCUCACCACGAAUCUAUAUCACUGCCACAGCUGCACCAUGAAAUGAAUGUGUUGUUUGCUGCCAAGUGUGUCUGGAAACUACAACUUGCGAACCUUCGUAUCCAUACACAUUGGUUCUCGUUGCUACGUGUACAUGCGUGUUUUGCAUUCUUGAAAAAGGUCAGCCACUGAUGAAAUGUGUGAUGUCAAGGAUAUUACGUGCACCUGAAGACGAGGGUUUGCAUUUUCUUCUGGCCCCUGUAGGCCGACAUCGCGUGUAGAAAACUUGCACAAAUUAUGUAUGAUGUACAGAUGCAAUACAACAAACAAGAGUUUUUUU
Molecule: messenger RNA, 10157 nt
Organism: Rhipicephalus sanguineus (brown dog tick)
Lineage: Eukaryota; Metazoa; Arthropoda; Arachnida; Ixodida; Ixodidae
Product: CD109 antigen-like
Cellular component (GO): extracellular region
Molecular function (GO): endopeptidase inhibitor activity; protein binding
Source: RefSeq, a predicted model, not a curated record